Molecule: messenger RNA, 1584 nt
Organism: Acaromyces ingoldii
Lineage: Eukaryota; Fungi; Basidiomycota; Exobasidiomycetes; Exobasidiales; Cryptobasidiaceae
Product: cytochrome P450
Exons: 6
Coding region: 1-1584 (527 amino acids)
Molecular function (GO): iron ion binding; heme binding; monooxygenase activity
Source: RefSeq, a predicted model, not a curated record
AUGCUCGUCACCGCCGCCCUCGUCCUCGCCGUGGCCCUGCUCGCGAUCUGCUACCCCGACCGGCCCCCCGGCGUGCAGUCGCGCAAGGGCAUCGUCGCCGUCACGCCGGCGUAUGCGCUCGUGGGCAACCUGCCCUGGAUCGUGUCCAUCAUCCGGCAGCGCACCCGCAUCCUCGACGAGGUCUACCGCCUGCAGAACGAGCAGGCGCCCGGCGGCAAGCCAUUCACGCUCACCUUUCCGGCGCUCGGCGGCCGCGUGACGGUGAUCAACAACCCGGCCUACCUGCAGUACAUCCAGAAGACCAACUUCGACAACUUCCCAAAGGGCCCCGACCAGCGGCGGAUCAUGUGCGACGUGCUCGGCAUCCACGGCAUCUUUGCCUCCGACGGCGCCAUCUGGCUCAAGCAGCGCAAGCUCGCCACCCACAUCUUCUCCUUUAACAACUUCCGCACCCACGUCCAGUCGACGGUCGUGCGCGAGGUCCACACGCUCGACGCGCUCCUCCAGGACGCCUCCCAUAAACAGGCACCCGUCAACUUACCCGACACCAUGUUCCGCUUCACGCUCAACUCGUUUGCCUGGAUGGCAUUCGACGCCGACGUCGACUGCCUGCCGUCGCGCGUCGAGGGCCUCGCGGUGCCCAACGAGUUCGCCAGCAGCUUCGACUAUGCGCAGAUGGUCAUGGACCACCGCAUCUUUGCGCUCCUGCCCAAGUGGUCCGAGUGGUUCACCCGCGAGGGAUACCACAUGCGCAAGUCGCUGCGCACGCUCAACCGCUACUGCUACCGCAUCAUCGACUCGCGCCUGGCGCGCCGCGAGAAGCUGGGCGCAGGCAACGCGACCGACAAGGCGGGCAAGGACCUGCUCGAGCUGUUCAUGGACCGCGGCCUGACGCGCGAGGAGCUGCUGCCCGUCAUUCUCAACUUUCUCAUCGCGGGGCGCGACACGACGGCCCAGAGCCUCGCCUGGCUCUUCUUUGAGCUGUGGAAGAGCCCGCAAUACAUUGACAAGAUCCGCCAGUCGCUCGUCCCGCUGCUGGGCGCGCCCGGCGAGCAGCGGCCGAUGCAGUUCGACGAGAUCAAGGAGCUGCCGCUGCUCCAGGCGUGCUUCUACGAGGCCGUGCGGCUCUGGCCGGCCGUGCCCAAGAACCUGAAGCGCGUCGUGCAGGACGACAUCAUCCGGCCCACGGGCGAGCACGCCGCCGAAGGGCUGCCCGACGUCGAUGUCCGCGGCGGCGAGACGGUCCUCUGGAGCGACUGGUGCAUGGCGCGGAUGCCCGAGGUGUGGGGCGCCGACUGCUGCGAGUUCCGGCCCGAGCGCUUCCUGGAGACGGGCAGCGAUGGCAGCUUGCGCGUGGCGGAGUUCAGCCAGUUCAAGUUCCACAGCUUCAAUGCGGGCCCGCGCAUGUGCCUGGGCAAGACGCUGGCCACGUACGAGGGCAUGGCUGUCACGGCUGCCAUCUUGGGCCGAUACGACGUGCUGUUUGACGACCACACGAUGCGCACCAACCCACCCACAUACGGUGACAGCCUCACGCUCCCUUGCUCGCCCUACUAUGUGCGCUUCCGGCCCAUCGCUACCUGA